GAAUUAAAUCAAGUUCCCUCGCGUGUGAUUCAGCCGGAGAAAAAAAGAAACCCUGACGGUUAAACGCUGGGCUAACGGCCAAGCUAGCAAUGCUAAGGCUAGCACACCGGCUACGUGUGUUUAACCAUCUGCGGUAGAUUGAGUCCAGGCAGGAUGUUGAGGCUUCGCUGUAAGACCAAAAAUGGGAGCCACCUAAUGCAGGGAUUGACCCACCAGUCCUGCGUCCAGGAGCUGAAGAGGAAGGUGGAGGAGCUUACUGGGAUCCCAUGUGACGUGCAGAAGAUCAUGGUGGGCUACCCACCGUCCAGCCUUGAUCUCCAAAACGGAGACGCUCACCUCAAGGAUUACCCCAUCAAAUCAGGUGACACACUCAUUGUUGAGGAAGAAAAAAACAAGCCAAAGCCUCAGGAUAAUCCCACUGUGACUAAAGUGCCGCGUCUGGAAGCCUCACCCGUGCUGGCACGCCGCGUGGUGCCAGCCGACAACUCCUGCCUCUUCACCAGUGUCUUUUAUGUGGUGGAAGGAGGCGUGUACGACGCCGUGUGUGCUCCUGAGAUGCGAAGCCUCAUCGCCCAGAUCGUGUCCAGUGACCCUGCAGCGUACUGUGAAGCAGUGCUGGGGAAGACCAACGAGGACUACUGCACCUGGAUAAGCCGCGACGACACCUGGGGGGGCGCCAUCGAGGUGUCCAUCCUGUCCAAGUUUUACCAGUGCGAGAUCUGCGUGGUGGACACUCAGACAGUCCGAGUGGAUCGAUUCGGGGAGGACGCCGGUUACCACAAACGCGUGCUGCUCAUCUAUGACGGCAUCCAUUACGACCCGCUGCAGAAGGAAACCCCCGGCUCCGACGUCCCACCCCAGACUAUCUUCUCCACCACGGACGACGUAAUUCUGGCCCUGGCCCUCGAGCUGGCAGACGAGGCUCGGCGCAAGCGGCAGUUCACGGACGUAAACCGCUUUGCGCUUCGCUGCAUGGUGUGCCAGACCGGCCUGGUGGGACAGAAGGAAGCUCGAGAGCACGCCAAGGAAACGGGCCACACCAAUUUUGGGGAGGUGUGAUUUUUAUUUUGUCUCACUCCCCCCCUUCUCACAGAUAGAACCACCAACCAAUCCCGUUCCCCAUGUCUGGCAACUGUGUCAGUCUGUCUCUGUCUGCUUGUGUGAUCCUCUACCUCACAUUGCCCAGCGACAUCCACCAAGAAUCUGCAGACACUGUGUUUCAGCCUCUAACCUGUUCAGUAUUAUACUUUUUAAACUGCAGUCAGUUCUUGAAAGUCAGAAGAAACACUACUGCAGCGCUCUGGUGUCACAAACCAUCACAGUCGUCUGUUACAGAUGGUUUUCAAACAGAUGUAACUGGGUCCAGGAAAAUAUGCAAACAAUUCUUAGGAUUUGAUUUAAUCCGUUGAGAUCACUCGAUGUUUCCGGGCUGUGUUGAAACGCACCAAACACUUAAAUGUGACUGAAUUAAAACAACCACUGAGAAUUCUUUGUGCUACGACGUUAUCCUACUCACUGUUGUCUUAACCGCAGAACACUAUGUUUGACUGUUAUACAUGAUGCUGGUUAUGUAGCGUUUAGUUUUUUAUUGUUCCCUCAUGGACAGAGUUAUUUGGACACUAAGAUGAAUUUGCGGAUUGAGGUUUGGAAAUGACAUGAGGCCAAAUUUAUUAUUUUUGGGGGACUUAUUCUGUGUUUUAUUAAGUUGCAACACCAUUUAUAAGUGAACUUGUUUUAAAUGAAAUAAAAAUAAUUUUAAAAAAGGAUGGUGCUGAAAACUAAACAUUUUACAAAAUCUGUAGGGCUUUGCUUUUCUCCAUCGGUACGCCAGAUUCUUUUUCAGGAGUGUACAUUUUUUAAAGGGUGUAUUAUUGGGUGUCAUGCUGUAAGAACUAAUCUUAUUAGACAGUGUUUUGUUUUAUAUUGCUGCAUUUUUUUGAGAAAGCUGUGCGGCGUAUUUCAGAACACAAGUCAUGGUGAGAGGGUGGUGUAUUUUUUAAACGGUGUGUUUGGGGUCUUUGUGUGCUUUGAAGACGGAACGUGUGGAAAACAAAACAUGGACGCAGUAAACAAAAUGUAUUCAUGCAUUCAGAGCAUCACAUUGACACAUCUUUCCAAUAUCAAUCAGAUGUAACAGGCAUAUAAAUCCUUGAAAACGUUUGCAUCGUUAGUCGCAUGCAACAUUAGAAUCUACUACUUAGAGCUAAUGGUACAAUUCUUUAAAUUGGUUAAUGAGUGAUCACGUAAUCAUCUCGGAUUUUCACUGACUGUCCGAGGUCUGACUUCAGAUUCUGUCACGUUAACACUUUUUCCAGAUUUUCCCGACACCACGUGAAGGCACAACCAAUGAAGCUGUGGGGGGGAAAUCCUACUCAACCCUACAGCGUUUACUGUUCACGUACUGUCCGCACAUUACUCCCUCGUCUCCUUCGUUAAACAUGAACGUCUUCGGUUUGAAGUGAAUGUUUGAGAAACUGCGAGUAAAGAUUUGGGUUUUAUUUUUUUCAAUGCUCGUCUUUAGAGUCUCACGCUCUACCACUGUAUGUCCUCAGCUAAAAUCAGGCAUGAUCUCAACCUUCACCGGCUGCCUGUAAGGAUGAAGCUUUGAUAUUUGUGGGUUUUUCUUGACGCUCUGUUUGUUAUGCAGAACCAGUACUUCUAUGUUACACAUCUGUGAUAUUGGCACUGAGUUGGUGCCAGGAAAUGAUUUUUUUUUUACAAGUGAAGACUGGAUUUAGACUUCAAUUGAGUAAUUUCUUUCUUGCUUUCAGUCAUGACUCAUGCUAAACUCAUCUACAGGCAAAAAUGUCACUUAUUUCUUUGUUUGAAUGUGAAUUAUAAUACCCCCCCCCCCCCCCCCCCAUCUUUUUAUUUCAGCAGUAAUGGAUUGAUCAGCUUGAAUUUAAGUGAAACUAUGAAAUGGCUUUGUUGUCUUUUGUCAUAACUAAGUAAGUUCUCAUGAAUGUUGCACACAAAGCACUACAGAACAACUGGAGUUACUUGAUUUUUGUCAGUGUUGUGUCACAAUUAAAACUUAUAGCCUCUGG
Molecule: messenger RNA, 3047 nt
Organism: Platichthys flesus (European flounder)
Lineage: Eukaryota; Metazoa; Chordata; Actinopteri; Pleuronectiformes; Pleuronectidae
Gene: yod1
Product: YOD1 deubiquitinase
Exons: 3
Coding region: 154-1059 (301 amino acids)
Biological process (GO): endoplasmic reticulum unfolded protein response; protein deubiquitination
Cellular component (GO): nucleus; cytosol
Molecular function (GO): protein binding; cysteine-type deubiquitinase activity
Source: RefSeq, a predicted model, not a curated record